Molecule: messenger RNA, 2975 nt
Organism: Sycon ciliatum
Lineage: Eukaryota; Metazoa; Porifera; Calcarea; Leucosolenida; Sycettidae
Product: ABC transporter G family member 20-like
Exons: 22
Coding region: 284-2401 (705 amino acids)
Cellular component (GO): membrane
Molecular function (GO): ATP binding; ATP hydrolysis activity; ABC-type transporter activity
Source: RefSeq, a predicted model, not a curated record
UGGAUUUCCACACAGUUGUGUUUCCUUGUCGGAUAAUUAUCAGUACUUGCUGGUGGCAAGCUAGGGGCUGUCCGUUAGUUGCCCUCAUUCAUUGAUGGUUCUUUUCUUUAGGUAAAAUAUUGUAUGACUGUCACCAGGUCGUUGGAUACACUAGUAGUAGUACUUCUCACAAACUUACAACAAACACCUGUCAUACUAGUCUAGGGACUGCCGGAGUUGCUGUAGUCCAGAAAUCCUUCUUCGGCUGGUACUUUCUGAAUGACUUGAUUUCUUGUACCGCACGAUGUCGGAUGCCGAGCAGGUGUGGGCUGUCCGUGGACAGGAUCUCAAGCUUGGGUAUGGUCAUGGAGCGAGCCACGUGGCAGUCCUGAAGCGCUUGUCCCUCUCCGUGCCAGCUGGCAGCAUCUAUGCAUUGCUGGGGCCAAGCGGCUGCGGCAAGACGACACUGCUGCGCUGCAUACUGGGCAGGCUGAAAGCCGAGGGUAGCCUGGCCGUUCUGGGCAGGACGCCACGUUCGCCAGGGCACCAGGUACCCGGUGUCUUGGUUGGCUACAUGCCCCAGGAGGUGGCACUGGCCCCGAAUUUUAGCAUCUUUGAAACCCUGCAGUACUUUGGCAUGCUGCACGGCAUGUCCAGUCUGCAAGUGAAACAACGCACCGAGUUUUUGCUACGCCUUCUGGACCUUCCUCCGCAGAACAAGCUGAUAAGCCAGCUCAGUGGUGGUCAACAGCGUCGCGUGUCGUUUGCCGUGGCUUUGCUACAACGUCCACCUCUGGUGAUCCUAGAUGAGCCGACAGUCGGUGUUGACCCAGUAUUGCGGGCAAGAAUCUGGCAACAUUUGCGCGAGCUGGUUGCCGAUGGGCAGACUACGGUUAUCAUCACGACUCAUUACAUUGAAGAGGCCAGACAAGCGGACAUGGUGGCGAUGAUGAGAGCUGGCCGGCUGCUAGCCGAAGACCCACCAGAUCAUCUACUGCAGUUUUAUAAUCUGGAAACCUUGGAGGCCGUAUUCCUUCGCCUGAGUGAACGCAGUGAUAGCUGCCUGGAAGAGGACUAUCUAAAUGCAGACCGUCGUAAUAUACAAGAUGGUGCUGAGUCUUCCUCCGAUCUGGAUGGACCCGACUCCUGUACAUCCUCCGUGACUAGACAAGCAUCGUAUCAGCACCUUGGGAAUAAGCAGUCUUUAAUUCGCGGCUUUAGCUGCAUGAACAUACUAGCCAUGGUCUGGAAGAAUGCCACUAUUCGCAAGCGUAUGCCACUAUUUCUCCUCUUUGAGCUUCUCCUACCUACGCUGGAGAUCAGUCUGUUUUGUUUGGCGAUUGGCCGUGCACCCACCGGACUUUCUCUUGGAGUCGUUAACGAAGACGCAGGCUUCUUCGGUGUCACAUUGUCCCAAACUUAUGUCGACUGCUUAGCUGCUCAGAAGCAUGUCCUCUUGCAACAGGAUGCUAAUCUUUCAAUCAGUGAUGCUCUACAGGAAGUAAAGAAAGGACGAAGUUGGGGGUAUCUGCACUUUGAUGAAGACUUUUCUUCCGCUUUUGUGGAAAGGACACAGUCUCCGUACACCGUGGACAACGACACAAUCAGCAACUCCAGCAUCCACGUUCGCCUGGACAUGUCCAAUCAGCAAAUUGCCCUGGUAAUUGAAGAAGACAUUACUGCAGCAUUUCAGUGCUUUGAGAAGACGCUGCUAGUCAAGUAUGCGUCGCUGCUGCAUCCAGGCAAGGCCAUCAACCCGAACUCCGUGUCGUCUCCCAUUGAGGUAGGACCUCCCGUGUACGGAGCACUUCAGCCGCGCUUUACGGACUUUGUGGCACCCGGCAUCAUUGUUGCCAUGACAUUUGUCAUGUCCAUCGGUCUUACAGCGCUCUCCGUGAUUAUUGAGCGCAAGCAAGGCUUGCUGGACAGGACCAGAGCAGCAGGUGUAACAGACAUAGAGCUAUUAGCUGCGCUGACCCUGACGCAACUGGCCAUACUGAUUGGGCAGAUGGUGCUGAUGAUAGUAGUGGCUGUGGAAGGGUUCAAGGUGCGAAAUGAUGGCCCACUAGCAUUGCUAUUCCUCAUUGUCAUUCUGCAAGGACUAACUGGCAUGGCGUACGGUCUCCUGCUCUCCGCUGUCUGCUCGGACGAGACCUCUGCCGUCGUCGUGGCAAUGGGCUCUGUCUUUCCAACACUCCUGCUCAGUGGCAUUCUCUGGCCUCUGCAAGGUAUGUCGACAUGGCUUCGCUACAUCAGCUACUGCAUGCCGAAUACAUUUGCCGCAACGGCAGUGCGUGACAUCAUGGGAAGAGGGUGGUCUCUAGGUCAUCUUGACGUUGGACUGGGUCUUGCCAUCACGUGUGCUUGGCUGAUUUCCUUUUUCUUCAUCUCACUGGUGUCACUGAGGAGGCAAACUCAUUGAUAGCAGGCAGCUGGUACCCGGAUGUGCCAAUCCCUUGAUUUUAUUUAUAUACAUACAUGUAUUUUCAAUCAUGCAGUACCUGGUGCUGGUCAUCAGGUUGUGUCAAGCCCUUACUUACUCAAUGCUACAAAUCUCAGAGCUGUCCAUUGAGCAGCAGCUGUUGCUUGGUUUUAGUAUUACUAUUAUUAUUUUAGUAUUGACUCGGAUAUUUUUUUAAUAUAUUAUUAGUAUCUAUUCUAUAUUAUUUAGUAGAAUGAAUUUAGAGACUGCGCUGUAGAUUAUUGUUUCUCACUAAUGACAGUCAAUUCUUCUUCAGACUUUUAUCUCCCUUUUCAAUCCCUGAAACUACUGAAUCUUUCUGUUUCCUUGUAUUAAUUUUCUAUUCCAUCCCUACCCCUGCGGUGAUCUAUCGUGCAACGCUUUAUUUUGAUAUCGCUACUUUGCAACUAUCGGCAAGUAUUCUCAGCUUACAAACUUAUGUCAGUUUUUUGCUCGAAAGUAUUAUAUUACUAUCCGUACUGAAAUAUUAAUACUUAGUAUAAACAAGUUUGAAGAAGGGCUGAGGCUUCCUGCA